This is a messenger RNA of Achroia grisella, 1114 nucleotides long. It is a transcript of the gene CycC, whose product is annotated as cyclin-C. Gene Ontology annotation, molecular function: cyclin-dependent protein serine/threonine kinase regulator activity. NCBI's taxonomy places the organism in Eukaryota, Metazoa, Arthropoda, Insecta, Lepidoptera, Pyralidae. The transcript has 4 exons. Bases 16 to 822 code for a protein of 268 amino acids. Gene Ontology annotation, cellular component: mediator complex; nucleus. Gene Ontology annotation, biological process: positive regulation of transcription by RNA polymerase II. The record is from RefSeq and is a predicted model, not a curated record.
AAAGAUAAGAUAACAAUGGCUGGCAAUUUUUGGCAAAGUUCUCAUCAUCAGCAAUGGAUGUUAGACAAACAAGAUCUCAUUAGAGAUCGUCAACAUGAUCUCAAUAUACUGUCAGAGGAAGAAUAUCAAAAAAUAUUUAAUUUCUUUGCAAGUAUUAUACAAGUUCUCGGUGAGCAGCUGAAACUACGCCAGCAAGUGAUUGCCACAGCUACAGUUUACUUCAAGAGAUUUUAUGCCAGGAAUUCUCUUAUGUGUAUAGACCCAUUGUUAUUAGCACCCACCUGUGUGUUCCUCGCAUCAAAAGUUGAAGAGUUUGGUGUAAUAUCAAACUCAAGAUUGAUAACAACUUGUCAAACUGUCAUUAAGAAUAAAUUCAGCUAUGCUUAUGGACAGCAAGAAUUUCCAUACAGAACUACCCAUAUAUUAGAAUGUGAAUUUUACUUACUGGAAAAUUUAGACUGCUGUUUAAUAGUUUACCAACCAUACCGGCCAUUAUUACUGUUUGUACAAGAUAUAGGUCAAGAUGACCAGCUACUUACUUAUGCUUGGAGAAUUGUUAAUGAUUCAUUAAGAACUGAUGUAAGCUUGCUGUAUCCACCAUAUCAGAUUGCAAUAGCAGCAUUGCAUAUAGCCUGUGUGAUGUUGGGAAAGGAAAAUCUCAAACCAUGGUUUGCAGAACUUAAUGUUGACAUGGACAAGAUACAAGAGAUUGUUCGAUCCAUUAUUAACUUGUAUGAAAUGUGGAAGAGUUAUGAUGAGAAGAAAGAAAUACAGCAGCUUUUGGCUAAAAUGCCUAAACCCAAGCCAGCACCUCAAAGAUAGAAAAUGAACAAUAUGUGUGGAGUAACAAUAUCAUUAGAAUUGAUUUCUCUAUUUUAUAGAACUUUUCUAUUAGUGUUUACAACAUUGAUGAAUGAAUGAAGUGAUAAAUGACUUUGUAAUAGUACUAAUUCACUAUUGUUCCAUAUUUUGUCACAUUUUGUGAUAUAUUAGUGACAGAAACCACCUCAGUUCCUGUUACUCUUAGGCUAUUUAGGCUAGGUGUAAACUUACAUUGACUAACUUUUACUUUUUAAAAGACUGGUAAAUGCUAUUUUAUUAAUAUCAAUAAAAU